This is a messenger RNA of Symbiodinium sp. CCMP2456, 201 nucleotides long. The record is from the annotation of a GenBank genome assembly. NCBI's taxonomy places the organism in Eukaryota, Dinophyceae, Suessiales, Symbiodiniaceae.
GAGUUGUUGCUGCUACUGCAAGCCGGGGACGUCUGGUGUCUCGGCUGUGCUGUGCACGUGCUACUUUGCGGACAGAUCCCUGUCGUUGAUCCGGCAAAGAUGAGAGAGCAGGACCUCCCGCAUCUCACAGCGACCUCGCCCGGCGCCACGGAGUUUUGCCGAGCUUUGCUCCAUCCACAGCCCAGGAAGCGGCCCAGCGCA